Molecule: messenger RNA, 885 nt
Organism: Corticium candelabrum
Lineage: Eukaryota; Metazoa; Porifera; Homoscleromorpha; Homosclerophorida; Plakinidae
Product: centrosome-associated protein CEP250-like
Exons: 4
Coding region: 1-885 (294 amino acids)
Molecular function (GO): ATP binding
Source: RefSeq, a predicted model, not a curated record
AUGAGAGAGGAGGACGCUGGCAAGUCGUGUCUCAGAAUCAAUAAUGGGCAACCAUUGAAGGUCAUGAGAGCACAGAAGCCAAUGAUUGGACAAACAGUUGAUCAUCUUGUCGACUGGGAGGAAUUGAGAACAUCUCCAGUUGGUCAAAGUACAAAAGCAACAUCAGUGGCAGCAGCAGCAGCAGCAACUGGAAGAUCUGGUUUACUGUCGGUGGCAAAGAGAAUGGAGACCUCUUCCACCACACAAAAACAUUUUCGAGAAUCUGAGACGAAGCGAGACGAGGAAUUAGUUCAAAGUUUGAUACAACAGAUAGAACAGUUGCAACGUGACGUAGUAGCUAAAGACAGGGAAAUGGCAGAAAUGAGAAAGCAAAAGGAGAACGAAGCAGCUGAUGUAGAACAGAUGAGGCAACAAAAUAGAGAUCUAGAAACAGCACUGGGAGUCGAAAAAGUAGAAAGAGAAAAUGCUGUAAGCGAAGAGAGAAGACGAGGCGCAAUGCGAGAGGAACGCUUACAAGUAGACAAGCUAAAUCUUCAGAGGCAAUUUGACGAAAGUCGAGUUCAAAUUGAGGCCUUGCAGUGCUCACUAAACGACCUACGAGUACAAAAGUCCAACAUUGAAGAGCUGCUGUCAGAUGCCGAAGCUACAAUUGAACGAUACAAAGAGAGAGAACAAACCGAAGUUUUACGUAUCGCUUCACACGACAUUCAGCUCACAGACAGGAAACUAGGAGGUGGAUCAUAUGGAGAGGUUCGCAUUGGAUAUUGGCGUGACUGUCCGGUUGCUGUCAAAAUUCUGUAUAAAGAUCUGAUUUCAUCACCUUUUUACAUUCGUCUUUUACAACAAGAAGUGUCUGUCGCAUAUGGCGCGCGAUGUGUGUCAUAA